AUGGCACCGGCAUGGAUUCAGCACCAUGACGACGCGCCUGACGUGGAGAACCCGGCUGAGCGGUUCACGGGCGAGGAGCUCGAAGAAGGGUUUUGCUCUUAUGGCCUCUGCUUGCAAGCGUGGCAAAUGGGUGAAUUCAUCAACAGAGGUACCGUCUUCUGGUAUCGCUCCAUGAGUCAGUCGGUGACAUGUACACUUCCUACUUGGCAGCACCGCAUAUGCGACGAGACCCUGUUGUAUCUGACUGCCAGAACCAGGAUCACAUGUGUCUGUGCUUCUUCCAGCGAGCAGCUCGAUUGCCCGAUCGAAGCUGUCCUGCCGAUGGUCGAAGGUGGAUGCGCGGAAAAAGGCAAGAUCAACUUGAUCUUGUUGAAAGCGGUCACUUCGAGCAACGGACAGCCAGCAGAAGAUGUGUCCCGUGCUGUGAAUCCCUACGUCCUCGAUAUCUGGGCUCCCGACUACACGCCGAAAAACCCGCUCGUCCGCAUCGUGUUUGCCCUCGACGUGCCUUAG
Fomitopsis serialis is the source of this 513-nucleotide messenger RNA. RefSeq lists its product as uncharacterized. The record is from RefSeq and is a predicted model, not a curated record. The transcript is spliced from 2 exons. The coding region runs from base 1 to 513 and encodes 170 amino acids. NCBI's taxonomy places the organism in Eukaryota, Fungi, Basidiomycota, Agaricomycetes, Polyporales, Fomitopsidaceae.